This is a messenger RNA of Penicillium cosmopolitanum, 1203 nucleotides long. Its product is annotated as putative G-patch domain protein. NCBI's taxonomy places the organism in Eukaryota, Fungi, Ascomycota, Eurotiomycetes, Eurotiales, Aspergillaceae. Gene Ontology annotation, molecular function: nucleic acid binding. The coding region runs from base 1 to 1203 and encodes 400 amino acids. The transcript is spliced from 3 exons. The record is from RefSeq and is a predicted model, not a curated record. Gene Ontology annotation, cellular component: kinetochore.
AUGUCGCCCAAUCAUGGAGACACCGAUGAGGGGGAAGAGGACGAUUACAUGUCUAUGGUAAUCGAAGAGCCGAAGUUUAAGGAAACUUUUACCCAAAGGAAGCGUCGGGAACAACGUGAGGCAGAGGCCCGGGGAAAAGUCCCCUCCAAAGCCGAAAGAGCAGCCGAAGAAGCAGCGCGCCGCGAAGAAGCUCUAUCAAAGAGUACCCUAGACCCAGCGAAUAAGGGAUUCAAAAUGAUGGCGAAGCUAGGCUUCAAACCGGGACAAUCUCUUGGCAAGCGCGACACCGACACCGACAAGGCACCAGGUGAUGAGAACAAAGACGACAAGGACAGGCAAAAGGACAACAAGCACACCAAGAACUCAGCCACCCGAUCCGAGCCCCUGAAUCUUAUUUUCAAAGAAGACCGCGGCGGAAUCGGAAUGGAUGAGCAAAAGAAGCGCAAAAUCCGCGAUUAUCGCGAUCGGGUCCGAGAGGAGCGGGAAUUGAAACGCACUGAGGCGCAAGUACGAGCGGCACAGAAAGUUGUCGAGAGGCUGGAUACUGAGGAGGAGAAUAACACUAGCACUGGCGCUAGUGCUGCAUCUGCAGAUGCAUCUGCAUCGUCAUCGCGGGACUCAGCCCGGGACUCAGACGCAGACACACAGACGCAGUCCAAAGCAAACGACCAGGAUGGUGGUGUGACUGAUAACGACGCUAAAACCAACCCCAACCCCAACGCCGAUUACCCGCCAAGCACCGGGCCCAAAGUACAAAAACCCAAACACCAACAACAACACAAACCAACCGCCCAAAUCAACGUCCUAUAUCGCGGUCUCGUGCGCGAAAGAGAAAACCACGAGCGGGACAAACAAGCCCGUCACGCGCUCCACACAUCCCUCCCAUCAUCAUUCUUCCCAAAACAACGUCUUCCGACAUUCUCGGAAUCAGAACUAGAGCGAGAUCCAGAAGACGAACAGGCUCUUGGCACACGACUCGGACUCGAUUUCGACCCUUACACCGCUGCAGUGGAGCAGGAACUUGAAGAGGAAGAUCCGGAAUUGGAGGCGUUUAAUGAACUGCCGCCUUCGGAGAGAUUGCAUAAGUUAGUGCUGUACUUGCGGGAAACGUAUCGUUAUUGCUUUUGGUGUAAGUAUCGUUAUGAGCGGGAUGAUGAGUUGGAGGGUGUCCUGGUCUUACGGAGGAGGAUCAUGAUUGAUUGA